Messenger RNA from Durusdinium trenchii, 1459 nucleotides. Lineage: Eukaryota; Dinophyceae; Suessiales; Symbiodiniaceae. The record is from the annotation of a GenBank genome assembly.
CGCACCCCUUGUACAUAGAAUGUUUGUUGUGGCGCUGGCAUCGCGAAAUGGCGGGCCUGUUGCCCUCAAGCAUGAAGUCCAUGAGGUUCACAAAUGCAACCUUGAGACAACAACGGCUAAGAUACUCUAUGCUAUGUGUGCUGGCAGUUUGCUUCAGCUGCCAUGGAAAUCGCCCAAGUCCAGGUCCCUACAAAAAGGCCAUGCCGUGUGCGGUUGGUGCAACUGACAAUCCAAGGAGGCAAGUGCUUGGUGCCAGAGAUGAGUUCGACAUCGAGGAUGAUCGACCGGUGAGAUCACCAGGGACCGCGACAUCUUCGUCGGCUAGAGAAGGCGCACUUCCAGAGAGACGGCGGAACAUUCGCACGCCCCCCGUGGUGGAGGACAUCAUCGCUGGUGCCCUCGUUGGUGCUGUCACCGGGGCUGCAGCGGGUGCUGGCAGUGGCGCAGCGUUGGGUGGUGCUGGGACCAAUGGCCUUGCAGGAGCAGCCGGUGGUGCCGCCUCAGGAGCGGCACUGGGCCUUGCAAGCGGAGCCUUUGCCGGAGCGGCGCUGGCCACAGCGAAUCCCGAUGUUGCUGCUGCAGGAGUUGGUGCUGCAGGCAUCGGUGCUGCUGCUGGUGUGGUAGCCGUUUUAAAUAGGGUCCAGAUACGGGACCAAUACGCUCAAUGGCCUCCCCCACCUGUCGUGCCUCAAUUUGCGGACAGACCUGCCAUGGUCCCUCCUUCCAUAGAAAAUGUGAUUCCUCAGGCACCCGCAAGUAGACAAGAAGAGGUUCGAGAUGACACUCCACCUCCUCCCGAGUCCAAAGAGGCAGACACGGCCAAAUCAGGUGAGGUAGUGCAAGAAACACCUCCUUCUACAAGUUCCACACCGGAGAGUCACAAGAGCGAUGAGCACAAGACUGGUCAGGCACAUAGGCAGCCAUGGAAGCGAGCAAGUGCUGUCAGUCUUCGGCGGGCAAACAACAUGCUUUCGGCAGAGAUUGAAGCGAAGAGUGGCGAGGUAGUUGCCAAGGGUCUCGAUGAUCUUGGCAUCUUGCUUUCCCAGCUUCAGCAGCUUCAGGCAGCCUGUCAGGCGGCCAUAGCGCAGGCGACAGAAAAGACCAUUCAGAGGGCCAGGCCCGUGAGGGAAGACUAUUGUAGCAAGGUAUGCAAUGAUCUAAUACUGACUCCUUUCAGGAUUGGUUUCCAAUGUUCUUCUGAGUUGGUGGGAUACUUUGCACCCUGAGGAGUCUUGGAUUGAAGGCCAAGGCGCGAGACGAUGUUGAUGAUGGGUGAAGCCCAGGUGAAGCGCAUGAUGCUCGACCGAAAAGCGCUCCAAGAUUCUCUAGCUUUGCAAAGACCUGUUUCUUCCUCGAUUCUUGGUCCAACCUGCCCCGCGGCGGGAGCGCACUUCCCGACGGUAUAUGGUCGUCGACUCUCUGCAGCUUUUUACCUCAAGCGGGCUUUGGAUGAUGGUCC